GGUGACCAUGUGCGGUUGCUGAAAGGGUUCCGGCAAAAUGAGACAACUUCAGCUGAUUCUCGUAGUUUUGUUGUUCCAAUUCGGUGGUGUAGUGUUGGGAGGCUCGUUUUGGAAAAGCACAUUCAGACAGUUGGUCUGGGAAGCGAAAGAUCUGUACAAAAUAUGUUCGACGAAAAAUGAUUCUCGGUGGGAGUGCUUGAGAGACGAAAGCUUAGCUGCGGUGGACGAGUUUGCAAGUCGUGGGAGGAUACCGCUGGUGGAUGGUAUCAACUUGGUUCGAGUGACAAGUGAUAAUGAAAAAUCGAAAACAAUGGCACAGGAUGCAUCGAACAGCACGGAAGCUACCAAUAGCCAUGGCAUGUCAUUCAAUCAUGAUGCUGAACAAGAUUACAGGAGCGGGCUCCCUUCGAGCUCGAGUAAAUCAUGGACCACACGCGUCUUGAGAGCCCUGGAUCACAUGUUUCAAACGCAUGUGCUGCAGAUUGAUUUAUUAAAUCCUGUUGACGGUGGGAAGCAGUGGAUAAGCAAGAAGGACGCCAACUGGCUGUGGAAGUAUUACCGGAAGUUGAAUAAUCAGUCUGUCGUUGAAGGGCGCCAUCGCCGCCAUCGGCACCAGAUGAUACCGAUGAUGAUAUUCGGUGUGACGGUGUUCGGCAUGUUUGCGAUUCCGAUGGGAUUCCAGUUCCUGGCAGCGCUCAGCGGAAAAGCGUUCCUGAUGGCGAAGCUCGCCCUGCUGCUGGCAUCAAUCAACGGACUGAAAAGGGUAAGCCUUGCGUAGCAGCAACUGGCGUUCACUACGGCUUUCACACCGUAGAUCCUCACCACCUACACCACGCGCAGUCGGUCUUGUACGAUCGCGAUUCCACAUACGGACCUCGCCUUUUACCUCCUAUUGAAUAGCAGCUA
Messenger RNA from Armigeres subalbatus, 906 nucleotides. RefSeq lists its product as uncharacterized. Lineage: Eukaryota; Metazoa; Arthropoda; Insecta; Diptera; Culicidae. Gene Ontology annotation, cellular component: membrane. The transcript is spliced from 4 exons. Bases 38 to 778 code for a protein of 246 amino acids. The record is from RefSeq and is a predicted model, not a curated record.